Molecule: messenger RNA, 1764 nt
Organism: Macadamia integrifolia
Lineage: Eukaryota; Viridiplantae; Streptophyta; Magnoliopsida; Proteales; Proteaceae
Product: probable indole-3-pyruvate monooxygenase YUCCA5
Exons: 3
Coding region: 196-1458 (420 amino acids)
Biological process (GO): auxin biosynthetic process
Molecular function (GO): N,N-dimethylaniline monooxygenase activity; flavin adenine dinucleotide binding; NADP binding
Source: RefSeq, a predicted model, not a curated record
UCUUCAGUUCUUCUCUUCUCUUCAAUUUUCUUCUCCUCAAUUACAAACAAACAUAACCAAUAUACCCAAUACUCUUCUCUUUUCAAUCUCUCUUGUCACGUUCACCUUUAACCCAAGAAAUUCAAACUUCCCUCCCUAGUGUACACAUCCAAAUAUUGCUACACUAGUACUCUUAACUGCCAUUAGUCCUUGAAAAUGUUGUGUGUCUCCGAUCAUAAGGACUUCUUCGCUCGCCGGACUGUGUGGGUUAAUGGUCCGGUCAUCGUCGGAGCUGGCCCUUCUGGACUAGCUGUUGGUGCUUGCCUCAAAGAGCAAGGGGUACCCUUUGUAGUUCUUGAAAGAGCAGACUGCAUUGCCUCUCUGUGGCAGAAACGCACCUAUGAUCGCCUCAAACUUCACCUUCCUAAGCAAUUCUGCCAACUCCCUAAGCUCCCAUUCCCAAAGGACUUCCCUGAGUAUCCAACCAAGAAUCAAUUCAUUAACUACCUUGAAUCCUAUGCCAAGAAAUUUGAGAUCAACCCAAGAUUCAAUGAGUGUGUUCAGUCUGCUAAGUACGAUGAGACUAGUGGGUUAUGGCGUGUGAAGACUGUCUCCACCAGCCACAGCUCCGGCCGCAAUGAGGUUGAGUACAUUUGCCGGUGGUUGGUUGUAGCCACAGGAGAGAAUGCAGAGUGUGUGAUGCCUGAAAUUGAAGGCAUGUCUGAGUUUGGUGGUGAAAUUGUGCAUGCUUGCCACUACAAGUCAGGGGAGGAUUACAGAGGAAAGCGAGUACUAGUCGUCGGCUGUGGCAAUUCUGGCAUGGAAGUUAGUCUUGAUCUUUGCAAUCACAAUGCUCUACCAUCCAUGGUGGUUCGCAGCUCGGUUCAUGUAUUGCCAAGGGAAUUUCUUGGGAAAUCUACAUUUGGAUUGGCAGCAAUGAUGAUGAAAAGGUUUCCACUUUGGCUCGCUGAUAAGAUGUUGCUGAUAAUGGCAUGGCUUGUGCUUGGGAAUAUUGAGAAAUAUGGACUAAAAAGGCCAGCAAUGGGUCCUUUAGAGCUCAAGAAUGCUCAAGGAAAGACCCCUGUUUUGGACAUUGGUGCAUUAGAGAAGAUCAAAUCUGGUGAUAUCAAGGUUGUCCCUGGAAUCAAAAGGUUCUCAUAUGGUGGAGUUGAGCUUGUUAAUGGACAAAAUAUUGAAGUGGAUGCAGUAGUUUUCGCUACUGGCUAUCGCAGCAAUGUUCCUUCUUGGCUACAGGAUAAUGAAUUUUUCUCUAAGAACGGAUUUCCAAAGGCUCCAUUCCCAAAUGGGUGGAAAGGGAAAGCUGGGCUUUAUGCUGUUGGAUUCACAAAGAGAGGGCUCUCUGGUGCAUCCUUUGAUGCUAUGAGAAUAGCACAAGACAUUGGCAAAGCCUGGAAAGAAGAAACAAAGCAAACAAAGAAGACAAUUGCUUGUCAUAGAAGAUGUUCUUCACAGUUCUGAUCAUUCAUUGCUUCUAUCCCUCAUGAAGAUUCACCACCAUUUUUAUUUUUUUUCCCCUCGGUCGGAAACCGAUCGAUCCUUCUUGAUUCAGGUAGCCAGACAGAGAUCAAUUGUGUACAAAUAAUAAUGUAUAAUAGGAAAGAGAACAGCAAAAGAAACAGUUAGCACAGUGAGCCCUCUCCACAAGCCCAAGUUAUAAACAAAAUUGGGCAUUUUGUGUAUAGAGGAAGAUGUGGCUUCUUAAUUUCCAAAUUUUGUAUACUUUGUUAAAUGAUCAAGUCAAAUGAGAAAGUAUCCUUCUCUCUC